UUAUACAAACCACCCUCUUCAUAAAAUCCCGAGUCAUGAGACAAAUUUUCGUCCGCUGCAGAAAGAGAGUAAAGAGGUGGGGGAGAGAAUGGAAAUGGGCGGGUAGAGAGAGGCUAUGCGCUCUCAGCAGCUAGAGAGAGAAAGAACAACGGCAUGGAGAGCAGGACGUCAAUGGAUCGUGAUGGUGUUCGUUUUCCAGUCCCCCAUAGAAACGUCACAGUUAAUAUCAAGGGAGCAAAAACAGAUAUACUGAUAUGCAGUUAUGAAGAUCAUAUUCUUGUAGUCCAGGUGGUUGCAACACAGAUAGGAAGUAUGGGAACCAUCUUGCAUGCAAGGAAGGAGGAAGGUGUAUCCAUCAACCCAACUUUCAAUGUGUCUGUCAUAUUUGGGAAGAGGGAUGAGCCCAUGCUUGUGGCAUGUGCUCGGCAGCUUAUUGAGCAUAUAAGCUCAGGUUCUUCAAGAGCACUGGUACUGUCUCUAGGACUCAAGGACCACUCUGCGGAAACUCUUAGAGCAGUUGUUGCUGCUGUGACUGCUAUUAGCCUCUGGUAAUACGGGGAACUCUUGCAGUGAUAAGAGAGAGAGAGAGAGAGAGAGAGAGGGUGUUUUAUUGAGAUGACUGCAUUGACUCAGAGAGAGGGUAAUGGUUUCUUGAGACAACAGCAACAGAGCCCCAGCGAAAGUUAAUUCAUUAAUUUAGUGUAACUGAUAUGAACCUUACUGAGUGGACAGUGGGGAUGUACGUCCAUAUGGCAUCUUGGAUGAUCUGCACCGGCUAUGUCUUAUACACGAGUAAGAUAGAUUUAUAUGUAUGAUCGUUCUUUCAAAUUUUUCUGUUAUUUGUAAGAGGAUGUUCUGUAUAUCUUCUCCGACUUAGUGAUUGCAAACCCAGUUGAGUGCACA
Amborella trichopoda is the source of this 903-nucleotide messenger RNA. The record is from RefSeq and is a predicted model, not a curated record. Lineage: Eukaryota; Viridiplantae; Streptophyta; Magnoliopsida; Amborellales; Amborellaceae.